AUGGCUUACAAACUUUACAAUUACAAUCCUUCUGGCGGCGCGGCCAUUCCUGUUGCUGCCCUUUUCGGACUGGCAACAGUGAUCCAUAUUGUGCAGAUGUUUCGCACACGGAGUUGGUACAUGAUUCCAUUUACAAUUGGCGGUGUUUUCGAAGCAAUCGGCUACUUGUGCAGGUACAUCAACUCAACCGAAACGCCAGACUGGCAAACGACGCCCUAUAUUGGCCAGAGCCUCCUUAUUCUCCUUGCUCCUGCUCUCUUUGCUGCUUCUAUCUACAUGAUAUUGGGCCGCCUUAUUGUGGCUCUGAACGCGAGUUCGAAUUCAAUUAUUCGACCGUCAUGGUUAACGAAAAUCUUUGUGAUCGGGGAUGUUCUAUCAUGCCUCAUGCAAUGUGGAGGAGGAGGAUAUCUUGCCAGUGCGAAGACCAAGGACAGUGUGGACAUGGGCGAGCAUAUGAUCCUCGGCGGUCUCUUCGUCCAAAUAUUUUUCUUCGGAUUGUUUAUCAUUGUUUCUGUUGUGUUCCAUCGCCGAAUGCUUGCCUCGCCUAUGAAUUAUGUGGGUGGCAGUUAUAUUCCUUGGGCACGGUGUAUGAAGGUCCUGUACGCCGUUAGUUGUCUGAUUAUGAUCCGUUCUAUCUACCGAGUGGUUGAAUACGCGCAGGGAAGUGGCGGAUUUUUGCAAAGCAAGGAAGCAUUUGUCUAUGUCUUUGAUGCCGCAUUGAUGCUUGCUUGUUGUUUUGCUUUCGUUAUUCUACACCCGAGUAAAAUGCUGGGUGAACAGGGAAAGCAGUACCAAAAGACUGAAGAUCUUGAGAUGCUAGCCAACCAUUAUGAGGCUGAACGGAACUAUUGA
This is a messenger RNA of Penicillium daleae, 852 nucleotides long. Its product is annotated as RTA1 domain-containing protein. The transcript has 3 exons. Gene Ontology annotation, cellular component: membrane. Lineage: Eukaryota; Fungi; Ascomycota; Eurotiomycetes; Eurotiales; Aspergillaceae. The coding region runs from base 1 to 852 and encodes 283 amino acids. The record is from RefSeq and is a predicted model, not a curated record.